Molecule: messenger RNA, 1872 nt
Organism: Fusarium keratoplasticum
Lineage: Eukaryota; Fungi; Ascomycota; Sordariomycetes; Hypocreales; Nectriaceae
Product: Glyco-transf-28 domain-containing protein
Exons: 3
Coding region: 1-1872 (623 amino acids)
Biological process (GO): carbohydrate metabolic process
Molecular function (GO): UDP-glycosyltransferase activity; hexosyltransferase activity
Source: RefSeq, a predicted model, not a curated record
AUGGCACCUAGCAAGAGGAUGAGUUACAUGGCCGACAUGGAUGCGCCAACGCUACACCAACAACAUGAUCCUCACCCCGACGCGAGUCCCUGGUCUCGACCUCCUCCUCCAGGUCUUGGCCAUGACCAGGGACCCCCGCCCAUGAGCAUCGUGAUCCAGAUCGUCGGAUCCAGGGGCGACGUGCAGCCGUUCGUGGCGCUGGGCAAGGCCCUCUUGGCGUACGGCCACCGCGUGAGAAUAGCCACUCACGAGACGUUUGCCAGUUUUGUCCAGGACAACGCCCUCGAGUUCUUUUGCAUCGGGGGCGAUCCUGCCGAGCUCAUGGCGUCUAUGGUCAAGAAGCCAGGACUCAGGCCUGAGUCUAAUGCCCUAGCAGCUAUCGAGGCGAGCAAGCGACGUCGUGUCAUUGAGGAGACGAUGUCUGGAUGCUGGAUGUCGUGCAUUGAUGUGGGCGAUGGCUUGAAAACUACCACCGACGGACAGAGGCCGUUUGUGGCCGACGCCAUCAUCGCCAACCCGCCCAGCUUUGCCCACAUCCAUAUCGCUGAAAGGCUCAGUAUCCCUCUUCACCUCAUGUUCACUAUGCCGUGGUCACCGACAACUGCCUUCCCUCACCCAAUGGCCAACAUUCAGCAGCACGCAGUGACGGAUGCAGCCUCGGCGAACUAUAUGUCGUACACCAUGGCCGAUCUCAUGACCUGGAAGGGACUCGGAGAUGUGAUUAACAGGUUCAGAACAGAGGUGCUCGAGCUGGACCCUAUCUCACUCACGUCGGCACCUGGCUUGCUGGAGCGGCUGCGUGUCCCGUACACAUAUUGCUGGUCCCCGGCCCUAAUCCCCAAACCUGGGGACUGGGGUGACAACAUUGACGUAUCGGGCUUCUUCCUGGACCUCGCUUCGUCGUUCACGCCACCCACGGAUCUAGAUGCGUUCCUUCGCGCCGGUCCGCCGCCUGUAUACAUCGGCUUUGGGUCUAUCAUUGUCCACAAUCCUGGAGAGCUUACCAAGACCAUCUUCGAGGCAGUGCGGCUAGCUGGAGUCCGGGCUCUUGUAUCCAAAGGCUGGGGCGGCAUCGGCGAGGACGGUCAAGCGCCCGAGGGAGUGUUUAUCCUCGGCGACGUACCCCACGACUGGCUGUUUAGCCGCGUCUCGGCCGUAUGCCACCACGGCGGCGCAGGCACCUGCUCUGCGAGUAUCAAGGCCGGUCGUCCAACUGUCGUGGUUCCCUUCUUCGGAGAUCAGCCAUUCUGGGGCGCCAUGGUGAGUCAAGCCGGUGCUGGGCCUGAGCCCAUCCCAUGCGCCGACUUGACAGCCGAGAAGCUUGCCGCAGCGAUCCGCUACUGUCUUCUGCCUGAGACGCAGGCCAGGGCCCAAGAGCUAGGUUCCAAGGUCCGAGGGGAGGCUGGAACGGCCGAAGGCUGCAAGAGCUUCCACCGCCAGCUCCAGAGUCGCGAUCUUGCGUGCAAUGCCGCUCCGGAGAGAUGUGCGGCAUGGAAGGUCAAGAGGACGGCUGUCAAGCUGAGCCCCUUUGCUGCGGCGGUACUUGUCCGAACUGGUGAACUGGAGUACUCGGACCUGAAGCUGUACAGAUCAGUUGAAUACAACACUGAGGAGCAGCAGGAACCGAGCAACAGUCAUGCCGCCGAAGUCUCUGAGGGCUUCCGCAGCCUAACUCUUGAGCCUGCAGCUGACAUCUCUGGUAUCCCGGCUUACUCGUUGCCGAGCAUUAAUCCUCAUCUCCGGGCCUUGUUCUCGAGCGGCGUGUCUGACGACAUUGUUGAGUGGCGCAUCCAACAGGGCGAGGACGACUUGAAAACGUCGUUAGACAGUGACCAGCAAGCGGUGCUGGCGAGAUGGAGGAGUCUUCAAUAG